Penicillium taxi is the source of this 1749-nucleotide messenger RNA. Its product is annotated as glutamyl-tRNA(Gln) amidotransferase subunit PET112. Gene Ontology annotation, biological process: mitochondrial translation; glutaminyl-tRNAGln biosynthesis via transamidation. The transcript is spliced from 4 exons. Bases 1 to 1749 code for a protein of 582 amino acids. NCBI's taxonomy places the organism in Eukaryota, Fungi, Ascomycota, Eurotiomycetes, Eurotiales, Aspergillaceae. The record is from RefSeq and is a predicted model, not a curated record. Gene Ontology annotation, molecular function: glutaminyl-tRNA synthase (glutamine-hydrolyzing) activity.
AUGCUUCGGCGACCUACCAGCGGCGCAGUCCGCUUAUUCGCUCGACUCAAUCGACAUUUGAUUAUAUCAUCUUCCCCACGCUACUCUUCUUCUCUCCAAACAGAUCAAGCUGAUCGUGCUGAUCGCGUUCCGCUCCGCAAGCAACUCAAGCAGGAUGCCAAGGCCCUCAAACUCCAAAAGAAACAGCGAAAAGAGAACGAGGAGGAAUCCAGACAGACAUGGGAGUUGACAGUCGGUGUAGAAAUACACGCGCAAUUGAACACUGCUGCAAAAUUGUUCUCUCGUGCUGCUACCUCUACAAGUGAUACCCCAAACGCGAAUGUCGCCCUAUUCGAUCUAGCCUUCCCAGGGAGUCAGCCAGAAUUCCAAGCGGCCACCCUCCUCCCGGCGCUCCGAGCGGCAAUCGCCCUGAACUGUGAAAUUCAAACUGUUAGCCGGUUUGACCGCAAGCAUUACUUCUAUCAAGAUCAACCGGCUGGAUAUCAAAUCACCCAAUACUAUGAACCGUUCGCUCGAAAUGGAUAUGUCGAUCUAUACGAUUACGAUGGCAUCGCGCCGGAAGAUGGUGACCGGGUCCGAAUUGAUAUCAAACAGGUGCAGUUAGAGCAGGACACCGCUAAAUCACAGGAAUACCCGCCUUCGACGCAACUCCUAGACUUUAACCGUGUCUCACAUCCUCUCGUCGAGAUCAUUACCAUGCCGCAAAUUCACACUCCUGCCACAGCCGCGGCUUGCGUUCGAAAACUCCAAUCAAUCCUGCAAGCGUGCGGGGCCGUGACGACGGGAAUGGAAUUAGGCGGACUGCGAGCCGAUGUCAAUGUCUCAAUUCGACGCCGAGGCGAUGCACCGGGACAACAUCAGUAUGAUGGAAUUAGUGGUCUGGGUCAGCGCACGGAGAUCAAGAAUCUCAGCAGCUUCAAGGCCGUGGAGGAUGCCAUUAUUGCGGAGAAGAACCGCCAGAUUAGGUUACUUGAGAGUGGUGGAGUGGUUGAAGGCGAGACGCGUGGGUGGACUAUUGGCAGUACGGAGACUCGCCUCCUCCGAGGCAAGGAAGGUGCUGUUGAUUACCGCUACAUGCCGGAUCCCGACAUCCCACCACUGGUCAUUGGUGAAGACUUGAUCUCCAGUCUCCAAGGCAACCUGCCCACGUUGCCAGAUGCGCUGGUCUCACAACUGAUCGGAUCGGAGUAUGGUCUCUCGAUCGAGGAUGCCAAGCCACUGAUAGAGCUGGACGAUGGCGCUCGUUUAGAGUAUUAUCAAGACGUGGUGGACAUCCUUUACUCCCGUCAUGGUGAUCAAAACGAUCAAACGCGUGCGACCCUCGCUCGAAUGGCGGGCAAUUGGGUCCUGCACGAGCUCGGAGGCCUCUUGGCUAAAUCAGACCAGAGCUGGGAUCCCGAAGUUGUCCCGGCACAGUCCCUUGCCGACCUGGUCGACUAUCUUCACCAGAAGCGCAUCACUGGACCCACGGCCAAGCAGGUUCUGGCGGCAGUCUUCGACGGAGAGCGUCGACCAGUGCCUCAGAUACUAGAUGAAGACAACCUUCUCUUCCGGCCACUAUCUCGCGAGGAGUAUCUGGCUCUGGCUGAGUCUGCCCUCGCACAAAACCCGCAAAUGGUUGAGCAGAUCCGUCAAAAGAAGCAGCUAGGGAAAUUGGGCUGGUUUGUGGGACAGAUGAUGCGCACGGGUGAGAAAGGCCGUGUUGAAGCGACCAAGGCCGAGGAGAUUCUCCGGGAACUGAUCCUGUAG